This is a messenger RNA of Musca vetustissima, 5308 nucleotides long. RefSeq names its product latrophilin Cirl-like. Lineage: Eukaryota; Metazoa; Arthropoda; Insecta; Diptera; Muscidae. Gene Ontology annotation, biological process: adenylate cyclase-activating G protein-coupled receptor signaling pathway; cell surface receptor signaling pathway. Gene Ontology annotation, cellular component: membrane. The record is from RefSeq and is a predicted model, not a curated record. Gene Ontology annotation, molecular function: G protein-coupled receptor activity; carbohydrate binding.
UUUUAGCUCCUAAAUAUCAGACUGCCUACGCCUGUGAAGGUAAGAAAUUAACAAUAGAAUGCGACCCAGGCGAUGUGAUAAAUCUCAUACGGGCAAACUAUGGACGUUUCUCAAUAACGAUAUGCAAUGAUCACGGCAACAUGGAAUGGAGUGUCAACUGUAUGUUCCCCAAAAGUCUUACGGUGUUAAACUCAAGGUGUGCCCACAAGCAAAGUUGUGGUGUAUUGGCAACAACUAGCAUGUUUGGUGAUCCAUGUCCCGGUACACACAAAUAUUUAGAAGCUCACUAUCAGUGCAUAUCAGCAUCACAAACAUCGACAACAACUAAUCGUCCCAGUCCACCGCCAUGGGUACUAUCGAAUGCACCACCAAUUUUGCCGAAUGGAAGUUCAUCGAUUAUCAAUCCAGGUUUAGUACAACCACCUUUACCACCUGCCCAGCCACCGCCAAGAAUGCCUCCAAUGCCAGGUUUGCCAGUAUCUGCCGUGCCGUCAUCUCCGGGACCUCCUACAAUACAUACCACCCUACCGGGUGGUAGACUUAAAGCAAAUAGCUCUAUAAAACCACCAACUAGACAUGAUGGUCUGCCACCACCGCCACCUUUACAUCAUCAUCAUCACACAAAUGGUAAUCAUCAUCAAAAUGCUGGAAAAGUCGAUCCACAAAAGGAGGUCGUCCAACCCAGAGAUCAUGUCCACAAAACGACAACACAAGAGACUAAAACCGUACAACAAAAAACUCAAAAUAAUGCGGUUAGCAAUACAACAACACCGCCGAACACCAGAAUAUUAACUGGCGUCGGUGGUACAGGAAGCGAUGAUGGUACUCUGCUUACAACAAAGACCACAACGAGACAGCAACAAUUACCAAAUCCAUUACCUUCUGGUACAACAACCGCAUCAUCCCUAGGCGGCAAUAUCAACUCCACUCUGGGAUCCGGCAUUAUUAAAUCCAUAAACAAUAUAAAUUUGAAUACUGGUUUAGUGGGAGGUGAAGACGAAACCAAUAUGUUUUGUGGUCCCAUGCAUGCUCGGAAUCUAUUUUGGAACAUUACGCGUGUGGGUGAUGUCAAUGUACAGCCCUGUCCGGGUGGAGCAACUGGUAUUGCCAAAUGGCGUUGUGUUCUAAUGAAACGAAUGACCCUAGACGAAGAUGAGGACAUUGCCUCUUCAACGCCAAACGCCUUGUGCAACGGCACAAAUUGUACAAGUUUUCGUUUACGUAAUUUCGAACCCACCUGGCACCCUUUAACUCCAGAUUUAACCCAAUGUCGAAGCCUUUGGCUUAGCAAUCUGGAAGUAAGAGUUAGUCAACGUGACUCUUCGCUGAUUUCGAUUGCCAAUGAUUUGUCUGAGGUGACUAGCAGUAAAACCCUAUAUGGCGGCGAUAUGUUGGUCACCACCAAAAUCAUUCAAACCAUGUCGGAAAAAAUGUUCCAUGACAAGGAAACAUUUCCCGAUCAACGUUUGCGUGAGGCAAUGAUAUUGGAAUUGUUACAGGGUGUAGUCAAGACUGGAUCAAAUCUCUUAGAUGAAUCUCAGUUGUCAUCAUGGUUGGAUUUAAAUCAGGAAGAUCAAAUGAGAGUGGCCACAUCGUUGCUAACUGGAUUAGAGGAGAAUGCAUUUCUGUUGGCUGAUACCAUCAUACGGGAGCGUAAUGUUGUACAGAAAGUUAAAAAUAUUUUGCUUUCCGUAAGGGUAUUGGAAACAAAGAAUAUGCAAUCCAACGAAGUAUUUCCUGAUAAUGGCCAGUGGCAAAUCAGUGACGAUCGCAUUGAAUUGCCAAAGGCAGCCCUGAUAGAGAAUAGUGAUGGCGGUCUUGUUCGUAUUGUCUUUGCUGCCUUUGAUCGGUUAGAAUCAAUAUUAAAGCCUUCGUAUGAUCACUUUGACAUAAAGUCAGCAAGAAGUUACAUACGCAGUACAGCCAUUUUAACAAAUGAUACCGCCGAUUCUUCAAACUCUUCACCCUCACCGCAGCGUAUACGAAUUUUGAAUAGCAAAGUUAUAUCAGCUAGUUUGGGAAAAGGACGACACAUUCAACUAUCCCAGCCAAUCAAAUUGACAUUUAGGCAUUUGAAGACGGAAAAUGUAACCAAUCCAACAUGUGUAUUUUGGAAUUACAUAGAUCAUGCUUGGUCUGCCAAUGGCUGUGCCCUCGAAUCGACCAAUCGUACACACAGCAUUUGUAUGUGCAAUCACUUGACCAACUUUGCCAUACUAAUGGAUGUCAUGGAUUCCCACACUCAUUCACUUUUCACCAUGUUCGAUGGCAAUAUGCGUAUCUUGAUUUACGUCAGCAUAUCGAUCUGUUUGAUAUUUAUUGUGGUAGCUUUACUAACGCUAAAAAUAUUUAAUGGAGUUUUUAUUAAGUCUGCACGUACUUCUAUUUAUCGCAGUAUUUACAUAUGCUUGCUUUUAGUCGAAAUUCUCUUUCUAAUUGGUAUUGAACAAACGGAAACGAGUAAAUUUUGUGGAUUUAUAACGGUGUUUUUACACUGUGCAAUUUUAUCGGCCAUUGCCUGGUUUUGUUUUGAAGCUUUUCAAUCGUAUACAACUCUUACCACCGAUGACAUUCUACUUGAAGUUGAUCAAAGUUCCAAAGUCAAUUGUUAUUAUUUACUAUCGUAUGGUCUAUCUCUGACAAUUGUGGCAAUAUCAUUGGCCAUUAAUCCAAGCACUUACACUCAAAAUGACUAUUGUGUUUUGAUGGAAACAAAUGUGCUGUUCUAUGCAACUUUUAUUACACCGGUAUCGCUAUUCUUGAUUGGAGCAUUGGGUUACACAUUCCUAUCAUGGGUGAUAAUGUGUCGAAAGGCAAGAACCACAUUGAAAAAUAAGGAACACACCAGGCUGGCAAAUGUUCGAUUCGAUAUACGUUGCUCGUUCAUAUUUCUAUUGCUGUUGUGUGCCGUAUGGCUAUCCGCCUACUUUUACCUAAGACGUUCGAAAAUGGAUGAUCAAAUGGCCCAGUUGUAUGGCUAUCUUUUUGUUGGCUUCAAUACAAUGAUGGGCAUUUAUAUAUUUGUUUUCCAUUGCAUUCAAAAUGAAAAGAUACGUCGCGAAUACCGUAAAUAUGUUCGACAAAAUUCUUGGUUGCCAAAGUGCUUGCGUUGCAGCAAGACUUCAAUAUCGUCUGGUAUUGUCGGCGGCAGUGCUUGCGGUGGCAUGAAUUCGGCUGGCAAUGCUGGCACUUUGACCAGUAACACCAAUGCCCUGGGAGUUUCGAACACGGGAACUCAAAUGAAAAAAUCUAAAAUGCCCAUUGGCGACGCCAAUGAAAACGAAGACAUUGUGAAUAUGGCAGCGUCCACGGAUGAUGCAAUAUUGGCUACAAGUGAUUGUGAAAUGAACGACAAUGUCUCUCGCAGGCAGGGUUCUUCAGCGAGUGCCGGCGGCAACACUGGCACCUUACAGAGUGGCAUAAUACAGGGUAACAUGGUCUUACAACAACAUUCCUCAUCGAAAUCCAAUGAACCCGUGGCUGUUCCACCUAACCACAUAGCCUUAGAGCGCAACUCAAAUAUAAUUAUGGGAACCAGGUGCAUCGGGGACAUUGAGAUCUACUGGAGGUGGUGGUAUACACACACCAGUGCUGGACACACCUCACCGACGUCAUCUGUUAGCUCGACACAUCUAAUAUUCGGACAAGGACACAAACAACAGCAAUUAGCUGCCGGCAACAUGAAUGGUCCACCAACACAAGAGGCCUUUUACCAUCAACCCGACUACUAUGCAUGGCAACAAAAGAAUCAUAAGGCUGGUCAAGCUAGAGAUUAUCAUGGUGCGGCGGGAGUAUCUCCCCAGCAACCGCCGCAACAAACUCACGAAUUUUUCUACUGGACACAAAAGCAUAACCAAGGUCAUGGCAAAAAGAAACGUGGCAGUAAUACCGGUUCCGAUUCACCAAGUGGGUCAUUACAUUCACGCAAUACGGCCACAUCCCAACAAAUUCUAUUCUAUCCUUCGUACAAGAAAACCACAAUGAAGCAACAACAGCAGGGACAUGCCCUGCAACAGCAGCAUCCCUACUACGCGGAGGCCAUAGAUCCAGGAGCGCCACCCUACUACCAAAGGCAACCGCCGCAACAUAUGCAGCGUAGGCCAUUACAUUCGCAACACCAGCAGCAGCAUCAGCUGUCAUCAGACGACGAACAAAUGGAGCAUGCGGCCCAUGCCCAUUUGUUGCAACAGAUUAAUCGCCGUGGUCAAGGCCCUGGUGAGUUUUCCCUGCCCCCAAUGGCGGCAAUAGGGCCACAACAACGUUACUAUAGAAAUAAGCAUUCCAACUGUGAUUUAAACCAACCUGACAAUUUCGAUAUGCAUCGUGUCGUCGGCGAUGGUAGUGGUGGUGGGGUCGGGAUGGUAGACCCCAGUGCCGGUGAAACUUACUAUAAUCAAGGUUCGAUGUGUGGUGAUAACGGUCCUGUAUACGAAGAAAUUCUGAGUAAUCGUACCUCCGAUGUGCAGCACUACAAUGUGGAUGAUAUGUUGCCACAGCACGACUAUGAAGACGAACGUGCCAUGCAGGCAUUGUAUCAACGUCAGCAGCAACAAAAAAAGCUAAUGAAUCGCUACCCAACGCAUAGCAGCAAUGGUGGUGGUGGUCGGAUGGCUACCAGCCAUGAUUAUGUUGAUGAUUUCGAAGCGCCCAUUAGUGGUGAAAGUCCCUAUAGUGAUCCGGAUGACGACGACGAUGAGGAUGAUCGUGACGACGAUUGCAGCGAUGACCAGCUGCCGCCACAAAGCGAUGAACGAAUGAGACGAUUGAUGGCAAUGCAAGAUGCAGAUUUUCAAAGAAGAUUUCAGCGUCAGCUGCGUAAAAAUGCCCAGGCGAAUGAGGGUGCAUCAGCUCCGCCGCCAGGCUACCACGAAUACCAUGAAUCUGUGCAGCCGUAUAUACAAUCCCAGCAAGUCCAACAACAACAACAAACACAACACCAACAGCCCAUAACGGUUUUUGGGGUAAGUAGCGGCUCCGGAGGCUCAAUACGUAGUUUUAAAAAAACUGCACCCGCCUCCGGCAGCCGCUUAGCUGUCAAUGAGCUAUUUAAUCAUGGACCACCACUGCCCCCUGCCAAUCAGCAUUCUAUGCAGAAAAAUAAGCAUUUACAACAACAGCAACUGCUGCAGCAACAACAGAGUACUGUCCAGUCUCAGCUUCCGCCAAAUCAUGCACAGCAACAAGUAUCUCCACAACAGUCUCUGAGUACACCCGUUGUGGGUCGAAAUAUAUCAGCCAUGCUGGAUGAGAACAAUACGGUGCGGUGUUAUUUAGAGCCUUUAGAAAAGUAAUUAAUAUUUCACAACAC